Molecule: messenger RNA, 3099 nt
Organism: Aspergillus homomorphus CBS 101889
Lineage: Eukaryota; Fungi; Ascomycota; Eurotiomycetes; Eurotiales; Aspergillaceae
Product: nitrilase
Exons: 9
Coding region: 1-3099 (1032 amino acids)
Biological process (GO): DNA-templated transcription; regulation of DNA-templated transcription
Molecular function (GO): DNA-binding transcription factor activity, RNA polymerase II-specific; zinc ion binding; catalytic activity
Source: RefSeq, a predicted model, not a curated record
AUGCCCCGCAAGAUCACUGUUGCCGUCGCGCAAGCGAGCACUCAAUCCACCCUCGCCGCUACCUUGGAUGCCUUGCACCGGGUAACUCGCCACGCAGCGGCUCGUGGCGUCCACUUGAUUUUGUUUCCGGAGGCGUAUCUGGGCGGCUACCCGAGAACAUGCGACUUUGGCACAGCAGUCGGUUUCCGCCUACCUCACGGUCGCGACCAGUUCCUAGAGUAUUUCAACUCUGCUGUUGAUCUUGGUGAUACCCCGGCCGGCGCUGGCGAUGACUGGGUCAAUCGGAAACUACCCCUUCCACGAGGCAAGGAAUACCGCGGUGAUGGAACUCGUGAGACCCUAGAGAGAAUUUCCCGGGAGACGGGUGUGUUCAUUGCAUGUGGCGUGAUCGAAAGAGCGGCGGGCAGCCUGUACUGCUCUGCUGUCUAUGUUGACCCUCGUGAUGGCAUGCUGGGAAAGAGAAGAAAGGUUAUGCCGACUGCUUCUGAGCGUCUUAUCUGGGCUCAAGGCUCGCCUUCGACCCUCAAAGCAAUUACAACCCAGCUGAACGGCGUCAAUUUGACCAUUGGUGCCGCUAUCUGCUGGGAAAGCUUUAUGCCCAUGCUUCGUCAAAGUCUUUACGCUCAAAACGUCAAUAUCUACUUGGCACCCACGGCUGAUAGCCGCGACACUUGGCUCCCUCUCGUCCGGACUAUUGCUGGCGAAGGCCGCACAUUUGUUCUUACGGCCAACCAAUGCGUGCGGCGUCGUGAGCUUCCGGGCUGGAUCACUGGAGCCGCUUCCAAGGAAGCAGUGGAGAACGGAGACGAAUAUAUCUCGCGGGGUGGCUCAUGCAUUAUCGGUCCUUUGGGAGAGGUGCUCCGCGAGCCGAUCUGGGAGGUCUGUACUGAUGAUGCGGCGAACCCCAAUGAUCUGAACGAUCCGGCAUUCGAAGCCGCUGUCUCGAUCACAGAGAUUGAUCUAGAUGAUUGCGACAGAGGAAAAUUGGAUCUCGAUGUUACUGGGCACUAUUCGCGAAACGAUGCCUUCAAGUUGACAGUCAAUGGACUGGAUCUGAACCCUCCUCCUUUCCAAUCGCGUCCCUGUCACAACUGUGUUCAAGCCGAGGCCGCUUGUGUUGCGAGCCAAAAACCGCCUAGGGAUACUCGGGUCAAUCCAGAUUAUGCACGGGCUCUCGAGGAGCGAAUCCGUGAGCUCGAAGCCGAACGAGAAUCCAUGGGACGAGAUUCUCACCCAACAAUUGAAGGUCAUGACAUGUCCUCUGCGGAUGUUAUGGGAACAGCGUCCACGCUCGACAGACUUCAGUCACAAUCGCAGAGACAUGUACUUGUGAAACGCUCGCCUGUCACAGCAAUCCCGUUGCAAGGCGGAAGCAUUGGAGCACGAAGCACUCCGUCACUCACCAUCCUUACGCCACCUACGCAGUCCUCUCCCACAGGGCAAUUGUUGGAUGCUGGGGGGCACGCUGAGACAGGUAUCUCAUCAGCUACGCAGAAUAAGCUCAUUCAAAUCUUUCUAGAGCGCGUCAAUCCCCGAUACCCGUUCCUCCAUGAAGAGACGUUCGUUGGUUGGUAUGAUACAUGGCAAAGCUCAAAGCGGUUGGGUCAACUACUUCCAGCCGAAGAGAGGUGGAAGGAAUUUUUUGUGAAGAUGGCUUUUGCGGUAAGCCUGUUGAUCGCCCCACAGGUAUCUCCCGAGGAUAUGACAACUUCGCAGACGCUAUAUAAUUCUGCUUUGCCGUUGCUCGAUACUGUGUUCUCGUGCCUCGAUCCGGUGUUACAUGUGCAGGCUUACCUGCUUUGCACAUUGCAUGCUCUCCAUUCGCCAUCGUCACAGACGGUUCUCACGAUGAUCUCUGCUGCCAUGCGUUGUUGUGUCAUUGCACAGUUGCAUUUAGUUCCACCAAUAAGCAAUGUUUUGGACGCCUCCACUUUGCUAAAUCUACAGAUGCGCCGUCGAGUGUUCUGGUCCGCCUAUGCCAUCGAUCGUUUACUAAGUUGGAUCUAUCAUGUUCCCUGUAGCCUCGCAGAUGAGAACAUUCAGGUGGAACCUUUUGCGAACCUGAAUGACGACGAAAUAAAAGCAUGGGAAUCAAGAAGCGAACAACAGAAAGAGCGCGAGUUAGCACCUCGCAUAACACAAGUAUCUUCAGCGCUGCAUCUGCUUCGCGGCAGAAGGAUUCAAUCGCGCAUCCUCGGGAUGAUGAUGCGCACAGAUUACGAACAACGCUUUGCAGCGCGCCAUGACUGGCGUCUACACAUGCUAGACGCACUUGACCAAUGGAAGAUGCAACUGCAGCCUCAUAGCGACCCGGCUUCCGAAGGAUAUACGAGCGAGGGCUGGGUGGGUAUGUUGUACAAUUACACUAUCCUUAUCCUAUAUCGCCCAACCAAGAAGGACUCGUGCCGAUUCGUUGCUGAGCAAUGUCUCAAAGCAUGUUCCAAUAUUCUUCAUACAUUUUGGACUUAUCUAAAAAGACGUCAAACAGCGCAGUUAUGGCCAGGGCUCUUGAGUCAGUUUGGAACAGGCAUCAUCCUGUUAUAUUGUCUCUGGGCCACACCCGUCUCAGAAAGAUCUGCCUUGUUUCAAUCUCAAGAAAUAGUCAAGGCAGUCAGGACAUGCACGGUGAUUUUAGCUGUUCUCUCGGAGCGUUGGGUACAAGCCGAACUACUACGGGAUGUCUUCGACAUUCUAGCUGACUCGAUUCCCACACAAUGCUCCUCUGAGUAUGACGGUGGAUCUCGACUUUCUGAGGAAGCCAGAGAGAUGAUCAAGUCUCGCCUGCCUAUGCUACAUGCCAUUGUGGUGAACAAAGACAUUUUGCGUAUGCUGACGGAGCUGAUCACAGAGGACUAUCCUUGGGAAGAUAAUGCAGCAACAACGGAAAUUUGCCAAUGGUCCUCCGAGGACAGCCAUGAGACAAGCAGCUGUACAUUGUGCUGGGAGAGCAGACCUGUGGACGGGGCUCUGGAGGGAUUUAGUCAGGAUCACCUGUUGUCUGCGGGUUUCUGGCCAUCGUUAUACGAGGAAACAGGUGAAUUGCAUAGUUUUUCGUCCGGGGAGUAUCCGGAUUUUCCGGGGUUGUUAGGAUCUAUGUGA